CACCAGCUUUCUCUCAUUCACCAUGGGCCGUGUCAUCCGCCAGCAGCGUAAGGGAGCCGGGUCUGUCUUCCGGUCGCAUGUCAAGCGCCGCAAGGGUGCUGCCAAGUUCCGCACGCUCGACUACGCCGAGAAGAACGGUUACCUCAAGGGUAUCGUGAAGGAGAUCAUCCACGACCCUGGACGUGGUGCCCCGCUUGCCCGUGUCCAGUUCCGCGACCCGUACAAGUACCGCCUUAACACGGAGACGUUUAUCGCUGCCGAGGGUAUGUACACUGGCCAGUUUGUGUACUGCGGUAAGUCGGCGCAGCUGUCUGUCGGUAACGUCAUCCCGCUGUCGGAGCUGCCUGAGGGUACCAUUGUGUGCAACGUUGAGGCCAAGAAGGGCGACCGUGGUACCUUUGCCCGGACGUCUGGCAACUACGCCACCAUCAUCUCGCACAACCGCGACGACAAGGUCACCCGCAUCCGCCUCCCGUCGGGCUCCAAGAAGGUCAUCCCGUCGACCGCCCGUGCUAUGGUCGGCAUUGUUGCCGGUGGUGGUCGUACCGACAAGCCGCUCCUCAAGGCUGGCCGUGCCUACCACAAGUACAAGGUCAAGCGCAACUGCUGGCCGCGCACUCGUGGUGUUGCCAUGAACCCGGUUGAUCAUCCCUUCGGUGGUGGUAACCACCAGCACAUCGGUAAGCCGUCGACCAAGGCCCGCGACGCACCGCCCGGCCAGAAGACCGGUCUCAUGGCUGCCCGCCGCACUGGUCUCCGCCGCGGUUCCAAGAAGAAGCGCGAGUAA
Thecamonas trahens ATCC 50062 is the source of this 787-nucleotide messenger RNA. Its product is annotated as 60S ribosomal protein L8. The record is from RefSeq and is a predicted model, not a curated record. Bases 23 to 787 code for a protein of 254 amino acids. Gene Ontology annotation, molecular function: structural constituent of ribosome; RNA binding. NCBI's taxonomy places the organism in Eukaryota, Apusomonadida, Apusomonadidae. Gene Ontology annotation, biological process: cytoplasmic translation. Gene Ontology annotation, cellular component: cytosolic large ribosomal subunit; ribosome. The transcript has 2 exons.